AUGCUUCGCUCAUCCAUGGGCCUGGGCAGAGCCCGGGUCCCGUCUUUGCGCCAACCGAUCCCUGGCCGUUUCUCCAGAUUGAACUCGCUGAUUCCACGGCCAUUUGGGGCAACAAGGCUAGCAUCUACGGUUACUGACCUUGAAAGCUUUCCUGCCGUUGGCGAGAAGCUUUAUGGGUUUACCGUUCGGGAGAAGAAGCAUGUCCCGGAGCUACACUUGACCGCGGUGCGGCUCACCCAUGACAAGACCGAUGCGGAUUACCUCCAUGUGGCCCGAGACGACAAGAACAAUGUGUUCGGUAUUGGUUUCAAGACCAAUCCUCCCGAUGCGACUGGUGUACCGCAUAUACUGGAGCAUACCACACUGUGUGGAAGUGAGAAGUACCCUAUACGCGAUCCAUUCUUUAAGAUGCUCCCGCGCUCUCUGUCAAACUUCAUGAAUGCUUUCACCUCGUCCGAUCAUACCACAUACCCUUUCGCGACGACGAACUCGCAAGACUUCCAAAACCUUCUAUCCGUGUACCUCGAUGCGACCCUCCACCCUCUGCUCAAGGCAGAUGACUUCCGGCAAGAGGGCUGGCGUCUGGGCCCUGAGGAUCCACGUGCCUUGCUCCCGACAGAAGGACAACCUGAGAAGAAGGCUGAACUGGAAGACAUUGUGUUCAAGGGUGUUGUCUACAAUGAGAUGAAGGGCCAGAUCUCGGAUUCGAACUACCUUUAUUACAUUCGCUUCAAAGAGAGCAUUAUACCAGCUCUCAACAACUCAGGAGGUGACCCAGAGUAUAUCACGGACCUCACUCACCAGCAACUUACCGACUUUUCGAAGCGCAACUAUCACCCAAGCAACUCCAAGAUUUUGACUUAUGGAGAUAUGCCUCUUGCCCGUCACUUGGAACAAAUUGGAGCUGUCUUGGAUGGGUUCAACAAGGGAGAAGCUGAUACAGAGGUGAAGCUGCCUCUCGACCUGAGCCAAGGUUUGAACAUUACCGUACCGGGACCCAUCGACACAUUUUCGAGCGAGGACAAGCAACAUAAGACUUCGACGUCCUGGUAUAUGGGAGAUUCAACGGAUACCGUCGAGACUUUCUCCGUCGGUAUCAUUUCUUCCCUUUUCCUCGAUGGCUAUGGCUCGCCGAUGUAUCGAGCUUUGAUCGAAAGCGGCCUGGGCUCUUCCUUCACACCCAACACUGGCUUGGAUUCCUCUGGUAAGGUCCCGAUAUUUUCUAUCGGUGUCACUGGUGUCAGUGAAGCAGAGGCCCCCACCGUCAAAGACGUGAUCCAGAAGGCAUUCCGUGAGUCUGUGCAGACUGGAUUCAGCGAGGAGAAGGUCCGUGGAUUCCUGCACCAGUUGGAGCUUUCUCUCCGUCACAAGACCGCCAACUUUGGUAUUGGCGUAAUGGAGAAGACUAUUUCAUCCUGGUUCAACGGUGCCAACCCAAUGAAGGAGCUGGCCUGGAAUGAUGUUAUUGAGGAAUUCAAGAGAAGGUAUGAGAAACCUGGCUACCUGGAAUCCUUGGUGGAGAAGUACCUUCUCAAUGAUCAUUGUAUGACGUUCACGAUGGUUGGUACCCCGACCUUCAACAAGGAGCUUGAUCAGAAGGAAGUUGUGCGCAAGAAAACGAAGCUUGCCCAGCUCAUUGAGGAGCACGGUUCUGUUGAAAAUGCCCUGGCCAAUCUCACAAAGGCAGAGCUACAGUUGCUGAAAGUUCAAGAGGACGCUCACAAUGCUGACCUGAGCUGUCUCCCCACCCUCCGAGUCAAGGAUAUCUCCCGCGAGAAGGAGCGCAAGCCUGUGCGCGAGUCAAAGGUUGAAGACACGGAAGUUGUCUGGCGUGAGGCUCCCACCAACGGGCUGACCUACUUCCAAGCCGUGAACGCUUUCCAGGAUCUUCCAGACGAUUUGCGACUUUUGGUGCCCCUUUUCAAUGACUGUGUCAUGCGGUUGGGUACCGCAAACCGCUCGAUGGAGCAGUGGGAGGAUCUUAUCAAGUUGAAGACCGGUGGCAUCUCCACUUCGUCCUUCCUCGUUUCUUCUCCUACUCAGCUUGACCAGUUCAAGGAGGGCAUGCAGUUCUCUGGCUUUGCAUUGGACAAUAACAUCCCCGAGAUGCUGGACAUGCUCUCUACCCUGGUGACGGAGACUGAUUUCUCCAGUCCCGCCGCCCCUGGUAUGAUCCAAGAACUCUUGCGCUUGACCACCAACGGAGCUUUGGACUCUGUUGCCUCGACUGGCCAUCGGUUCGCUGUGAACGCCGCCGCGGCUAGCCUCUCCCCUAGCUUGUGGAUUCAGGAGCAACAAUCCGGUCUGGAGCAGUUGCAAGCUACUGCAAACCUCCUUCGCGACGCGGAAACCUCUCCUGAGCGCCUUCAGGAAUUGAUCGAUAAGCUGCGUUUGAUCCAGUCGUUUGCUAUCUCGAGGUCAUCCAACCUCCGUGUCCGCAUGGUAUGUGAGGCAGAGAGCGCCGCUCGGAACGAAUCCGUCCUCCAGAAGUGGCUUUCUGGACUGCCACAGGUCGCUUCACCACGUGCAUCUGCCGCGCCAUCAUUCAAGUCUGUUGAUAAGGCCUUUUAUGAUCUCCCUUACAAGGUCUAUUAUUCCGGUCAGGCUACUCAGACUGUUCCAUUCACCGACCCGGCUAGCGCACCCCUUACCGUCCUGUCGCAGAUGCUCACUCACAACUACCUCCACCCUGAAAUUCGGGAGAAGGGCGGUGCUUACGGAGCGGGUGCUAGCAACGGCCCGCUCAAGGGCAUCUUCACCUUCAUGAGUUACCGGGAUCCCAACCCUACAAACUCUUUGAAGGUGUUCCAGAACAGCGGUAUCUUCGCUAGAGACCGUGCUUGGUCCGAGCGGGAGAUCGAGGAGGCCAAACUUGGCAUCUUCCAAGGCCUGGAUGCUCCAGUGAGCGUCGACGACGAGGGUGCUCGCUACUUCAUGAGUGGCGUCACCCACGAGAUGGAUCAGCGCUGGAGAGAACAGGUCUUGGAUGUCACUGCCAAGGAUGUGAACGAGGUGGCUGAUCGUUUCCUGGUGAACGGCUCCCGCAAGACAACUUGCGUCCUUGGCGAGAAGAAGGACUGGGCCGACUCUGAGUGGGAGGUGCGCAAGCUGUCCAUGGGCCAGCAAGACGCCGCUCCUGCUGCUUAG
Molecule: messenger RNA, 3147 nt
Organism: Penicillium subrubescens
Lineage: Eukaryota; Fungi; Ascomycota; Eurotiomycetes; Eurotiales; Aspergillaceae
Gene: cym1
Product: pitrilysin family metalloprotease cym1
Exons: 2
Coding region: 1-3147 (1048 amino acids)
Biological process (GO): protein processing
Cellular component (GO): mitochondrial matrix
Molecular function (GO): metal ion binding
Source: RefSeq, a predicted model, not a curated record